This is a messenger RNA of Zasmidium cellare ATCC 36951, 3759 nucleotides long. RefSeq lists its product as uncharacterized. The record is from RefSeq and is a predicted model, not a curated record. The coding region runs from base 1 to 3759 and encodes 1252 amino acids. The transcript is spliced from 2 exons. NCBI's taxonomy places the organism in Eukaryota, Fungi, Ascomycota, Dothideomycetes, Mycosphaerellales, Mycosphaerellaceae.
AUGUCUCAUGGAUCCAUCAAACCACACUGGAAACCCUUCAUCACCACAACCAUAAUCAACACACCGCCCACCACCGACAAGAAGAAACCACCACAAUCAAAGAGACCAUGGCUCCCCCUCACCCUCCGCAAACCCUACCUCCUCGCCCUCAUCCUGACCACGCUCGUCCUCAUCGUCAUCGUCCAAUACCUCUUAUACGUCAGCCGUCGAGACCAAGGCAUCAUCUUCGCGGAGGAUAUCAAUGAGCUUCCGCUAAGGAGGGCUUUUUGUUAUUUGUAUCUGCCGACGAUUGUUUCGGUGGUGUAUGGGUUUCUGUGGACGUGGGUCGAUUUGGAUGUGAAGCGGUUGGAGCCUUGGUUUCAGGUUUCGAGGGAGGGGGGAGCAACGGGAAGACUUUCAGUCUUGUUGAACUACCCUUUGGAAUUCCUGGUCAACGUGCCAUUCAUCGCCUUCAAAAAUCGACAUUGGCACGUUUUGUCGGCGUCAACAAUCAUGAUGCUGGUUCUCUGGGGUAUCACACCUUUACAGGCUGGAAUAUUUGCUGUUCGCACGGUGACCGCUGUCGAAGACAUUUCAAGCGGGUACUCUUCUUCGUAUACUCCGGUCGAUCAGCAGCCCGAUCUCUUUGGAGAGUACGCCCAGUUCGUCUCGAACAUUGCCUGGCUCAAUGAGACAUUACCACCGUUCAUGACGAGGGACUUUGUGCUUGCUGAGUUCGGUUCUUCUAGCGAUGAAGAGAGGAUAGAUGGCCGCAAUGCCAUCUUAACUGGUGAGACAUAUCUUUACAGCCUUGACAUAUCUUGCGAAGAGCCUGUGCGCUGGGAGAAACAAGCAGGCAUCGUCUGGUACAACACCUCUCGUGGCUGCAGUUUCUACGGACCGACUUAUCGACCAAUGGGAGGCAAUGAUACGUCGAAGCCCUUCGACACCAUGUAUGUGGGUUACUCGAACCAAGAUGGAAAGGCAGACUACUAUCUGUCAAAUUACUGCAACGAGUUGUUUGAGCACUCGUUCUUCGUGAGGUUGACGAAAAGCAGCCCAGCAGCAAUAUUCAACGGCACUUUCGAUGACCUGAAGCAGAUCCAAGAGACAUCACUGUUCUGCGAACCGACAUAUUACAAGCAGAAAGCGCACAAUGCGUCAAUUAGCCUCCCUUCCAAGGCUGUCCUCGGAGUCGGUGCACUCGGCGAGAGGGAAACCCUUCCCCUGAACAUGGUGAACACCACAGCCUUCGAAUGGCAAAUGAGUGCCGGAACUGGCGGCGAUGCUCGCAUCGACUUCCCCACGAGCAACUUCCCCGACCAGAAAGCAUACCUGGUGAACAUACCCCUGAAUCUUGCUUACAUCUCGAAGAUGGCACCGUUUGCUAUUGCCACUACUCAACUCCCGCUUGAGUCGUACCUGGACCACGAAACCCUCCGCCUAUCGUACCAGGCUGCAUAUCGGCUGCUGUUCGCACGUCACUUGACUGAGAUUCUCGGCUCAGAUCUGGAUACUUCGAGUGAUCAAUUCGCUCGCCGAUCGUACGUUACCCAGGCUGUGGUUGUCAUACCUGGAUUUGCUUACGCUGCUACUGCCAUUCUGGCUCUCAUUGCCGUAUUGGCAAUUGGCAUAUUUGCCACGAUAACGCGGCGCCCGAAUAAGCUGACAGGCGAUGUUGCUACCCUUCGAAGCUUGAUGGAUUUCAGUGCCCAUGAUCCAGCGCUGAUCAAGACUUUCUCUCAUCUUGACGACGCCGACUCCACUAAGAUUGACAAGGCGCUGCAGGACACGCAUCUGUACUUAGAAUACAACGAUGAAUGUCGCGAAGGACCUUUGCUGCGCAUUCGAAACAGCGAGGACGAAGUCGGACUAGAAGCAAUGCCCUUGACUGGCACUACACUCUCACAAUCGAGCGAGGAUGACAACGAACCGACUUCAAAGGGACCUGGAGUAAGACCCAUUGAGAUGAAGCUCGGCAUUGGUGCUGUUUUCCUGUCGCUUCAAAUCGCUGCGAUAAUCACCUUUACAGUGCUAUAUUUCAAAGCACGUCAACAGAAUGGGCUGGCGCUGCCGUCAAACUCGACGUUUGUGAGGCAGCUUCUCGAGAACUACAUUCCCAUUGCACUUGCUACGUUGAUAGAACCCUUUUGGCUUCUGCUCAACAAGAUGUAUUGUCUGCUGUUGCCCUACGAGCAGCUUCGAAAAGGCAAUGCCCCUGGACGACGUUCGGUUAAUCUCGACUACAGCUCCUUGCCACCUCAGUUCUUGUUCUGGAAAGCCGUCAGAGCGCGCCACUUCGUUUUGAUGGUGGUCUGCCUCAUGGUCCUGGCGGCCAAUGUACUCGCUGUUGCGCUUGGUGGUCUGAUGAACGAGGCGACACGUUCUAUUGUAACGUCAUCAACCUUCACUCCGGUCCGGGAUGCUAAGUUCAAGGAGUUGAACGGAACUGGGUUACCUUUCAACAGCAAGACAUCCAACACUUUCCAAGGCGGCACUACUUCAGACCAGUUCUAUCGCGAUAUGUCGAAUCUCACUGCCAAUACCCCAUUGCCCCCUUGGACAGACAGCACUACGGUAUACCUACCGUUGAAUACCGAAUCGAGCCUCGUCAAUACUUCGUUUCAAUUCAAGACAACCGCUCUUGGUGUCGAACUGGACUGUCAGACCCUGAACGAAGAGUCAUAUAGUAUACGUUUCUCCAACGAUGCUUCAGAAGCAAACUUGACGGUCCCCCUCAACAACGGCGACGGGAUUGUAAAUUGCACAGAUUUUCGAGUUGGCCAACAGCCUCUGCCCCAGGACACUACGCCAGACGAUCGUCCAGGCCUCAGCUACCUCUCGGACUACCAGCCUGGCCACGUUGCUCUCGAGAUGGCAACCAUGCUGCAAGAGCGUAACGGGAAGCACGACCUGUUCUGCAGACAGCAUUACGUCGCUGGAUGGAUGCGCGCCGAUCUGGAAUACGUAGGGGACAGGUUCGACUUGACUGAUCUUGGCCUCCGAAAGAUGAAGAUCGUGUCACGAAAUGAGACCAUGAUUCUCUGCAAGCCGAAGAUGAACAUCGGCCCGGCUGAGAUUGUCGUGGACAGUCGAUGCCAAGUCCAGCGAUCGAUAUCUGCCAACCUCAGCUCUGGUGAUAUCGACACGUACUUCAGCUCAUCACCUCAGGAUCUCAUCGCCCAAGCGAACCAGUUCCUGACCAACAACGGCGCUACCUGGCACAACGACUCCUUCCCAUCCGACUACAUCAACUACCUGAUCAAAAAGAGCACAAACGACACGACCCUCCUAGAUCCCUCGCUUCCCCCUCCAGACGCCUCACACGCCAUGAACAGACUCUCCCCACUCUACACAACCCUCUUCGCCAUCCUCCUCGGCUCCAACCUCGACCUCCUCCUCUCAAACACCGCAAGACCCCAAUCCAUCAUCCCGGGAUCAACCAUCACCCCAGAAACCCGUAUCGUCUUCUCCACCCCAGCUUUCAUCGUUGUCGAAGCCAUCCUCCUCUGCUACAUCAUCACCACGAUCUUCUUCUACGCUCGCAGGCCCUGGAAGGUUCUGCCGAGGCUGCCGUCGACGGUGGCGUCGAACAUCGCUUUCUUCGCGGGAAGUCAUGUGCUGCGGGAGAUUGGGGAGGGUGGGAGGGGAAGGGAGUGGACGUGGGCCUAUGGGACGUUUGCGGGGAGUGAUGGGAGGACGCAUACGGGGAUUGAGAGGGAGCCGUUUGUGGCGGUUUUGAGAGGGGAAGUUCUGCCAGGUGGACGGCGAAGGAGGUGA